AUGUCUAUCUGGGAUGCAUUCACUGGUCGUAAAACUUCUUCGACCUCGUCCGCUUCCGCUACCAUACCUUCUACCACCCCCUCCUCUCAGUCAACCUCAGCAUUCGCUCCUGCGCCAUUCGAUCCAACUUCAGCUCAAGACGUCUCUUCAUUCCUUGGAAGCGCAUCAUUACCAGACGCAUCACAACUACAUCCUCUUGCGGGUCUUAACCAGCAAACAUUAGAUUACCUUUCCCUCGAUGAAUCCACUCUCUCAGACCUCCCAGGCUCGCGAUCCGCACUGCCAUCACGGGGCUGGUCUGACGAUCUCUGUUAUGGCACAGGUGUCACCUACCUGACAGCGUUGACUACGGGAGGGGCUUGGGGGUUGGUAGAGGGUUUGAAUCGGGCGCCCGCCUCAGCGCCACCGAAACUACGUUUAAACAGUGUUCUCAACAGCAUGACCAGGAGAGGACCGUUCUUAGGAAAUUCAGCGGGUGUGGUGGCGAUGGUAUACAAUGGAGUCAACUCGACAAUAGGAUAUUACAGGGGCAAACACGAUGCUGCAAACAGCAUCAUGGCUGGGGCGCUGAGUGGAAUGCUGUUUAAGAGCACAAGAGGGGUUCGGCCGAUGUUGAUUUCUGGGGGGAUAGUAGCGGGCAUUGCCGGUGGAUGGGUGGUCACUCGAAAAGCACUCUUCUAA
Molecule: messenger RNA, 681 nt
Organism: Endocarpon pusillum Z07020
Lineage: Eukaryota; Fungi; Ascomycota; Eurotiomycetes; Verrucariales; Verrucariaceae
Exons: 2
Coding region: 1-681 (226 amino acids)
Biological process (GO): protein import into mitochondrial matrix
Cellular component (GO): TIM23 mitochondrial import inner membrane translocase complex; mitochondrial inner membrane
Molecular function (GO): transmembrane protein transporter activity
Source: RefSeq, a predicted model, not a curated record